AUGGCCGCCCGCAAAAUCUUCGUCGUAGGGAUUUCUGGCCCAUCCUCGAGCGGCAAAACAACGCUUGCACGACUUUUGCGAACGGUUUUUACCCCAAAGCAAGAGUCGAACGGUGAUAUCAAAACUUAUCUGGUACAUGAAGAUGACUUCUACAAGGCUGACAACCAAAUUCCAAUUACAACUACAUCGUCGGGCAAACUGGUCCAGGACUGGGAUACUGUUGAGGCUUUUGAUAUCAAGCAAUUUGUUUCCUGCCUGUCUCAUAUUCGUGAAACGGGUGGAUUUCCUCCCAAGUUGAAAAGCAAGGAGGAUUUGAAUGACGCUACGGACUCUGGAGUUGAUGAAGCCACCAUACAUGCAUUACAAGGGCGUAUAGCCCAGCAGCUACAGCAACAUUUAGCAAGCCAGCAGCAGAGAACAGAGGGACUGGAUCCUAGCUUAACUAUUGUGUUCGUGGAUGGCUUUUUGUUAUAUGCUCCUUCAAAUGACUCUACACAUCCAUUGCGGCAUGUUCAUGAUCAGAUCAACCUCCCUAUCUUCUUGCCGGUGACGUAUCCACUGCUCAAGGAGCGCCGGGAGGGAAGAACAGGAUAUGUUACUAUCGGGCCUGCACCAACUCCUGUGUUUAGAGAGGAAGAUAACUCGCAAGACAAGUCUGCAGAUGACGGGGCUGAAGACGGCAAUGGAAAAGAUGGUGCACCCGUUAACUUCUGGAUAGAUCCCCCAGGCUACGUUGAUGAUAUUGUUUGGCCUCGAUAUAUUUCAAAUUGCUCAUGGCUCUUGCUCCCGGAUUCUGCGUCUGCUAGCAAGAUGGACCUUGACAAAAUGAAGGAACUCAUUGGAGACGGGUCUUUUGUCAGGGAAGAUUUGGGAAUCGCUGUUGCGCCUGGAAAGGGUGAAGCUCCUAUGCAUCAAUUGUUAGACUGGGCAGCGGAUUUGAUCUUUGCCAAAAUCGAAGAGAUCAAGACGGAGAAGUGA
Nannizzia gypsea CBS 118893 is the source of this 978-nucleotide messenger RNA. Its product is annotated as nicotinamide riboside kinase 1. Lineage: Eukaryota; Fungi; Ascomycota; Eurotiomycetes; Onygenales; Arthrodermataceae. Gene Ontology annotation, cellular component: cytoplasm. The transcript has 2 exons. The coding region runs from base 1 to 978 and encodes 325 amino acids. The record is from RefSeq and is a predicted model, not a curated record.